AUGGCUGCGCCAGGCUAUGCGCUGCGGCGCACAGCACUGGCUUCUUCGUCGUUGUUAAGGAUGGGAGUGAUCACCGCUACCCGAACACAAGCUAUACACUUCCUCCGCGCCGGCCGUUGUCUUGCUUUGUCCUCCCAUGUACCGACACCAUACUCCCUCUCGCAAACCCGACAUAGUUCCUACUCUGGGCCGGCAUCGAGUGAGAAUGGAAAGGCGCGGAAGAAGGUUACUAUCCAGACGCUUCAGAACAUGUACAAAAAGGGGGAGCCAAUCACGAUGCUCACGGCGCAUGAUUUUCCCAGUGCUCAUGUGGCUGAUGCGUCGGGAAUGGAUAUGGUCUUGGUAGGGGAUAGCUUAGGGAUGGUAGCUCUUGGACUGGAAAACACGACGGAGGUUGUUAUGGAAGAGAUGAUUCUCCAUUGUCGGAGCGUGGCGCGGGCAACCAAAGCCGCCUUCAUUAUCGGAGAUCUACCGAUGGGGUCGUACGAAGUGUGCGCAGAGCAAGCUAUUGAGUCAUCUCUGCGCCUGGUCAAGGAAGGCCGCGUGCACGGCGUCAAGCUAGAAGGUAGCGAGGAGCUCGCGCCCACAAUCAAGCGCAUCACACAAGCUGGUGUUCCGGUGGUGGGCCAUGUCGGUCUCACGCCACAGCGUCAGAAUGCCCUCGGCGGCUUCCGCGUGCAGGGCAAGACAGCUGUUAGCGCAAUGAAAUUACUGCGCGAUGCACUCGCGAUGCAAGAGGCUGGCGCAUUCAUGCUUGUGCUUGAGGCGAUGCCGUCAGAGGUUGCAUCGAUCAUCACGCAGAAGCUGCGAAUCCCGACUAUCGGUAUUGGCGCUGGGAAUGGCUGCUCUGGGCAGGUUCUGGUCCAGGUCGACAUGACUGGAAAUUUCCAGCCUGGUCGGUUCGUGCCGAAGUUUGUUAAGCAGUAUGCGGAUGUUUGGGACGAGGCUGCUCGUGGCAUUUCGCUGUAUCGUGACGAAGUUAAGAGUCGAGCGUUCCCUUCGGCCGAAUAUACAUAUCCCAUUUCGAAGGAUGAGCUCGCUGGGUUCCAGACAAAGGUGGACGAGGCCUUCCGGGAAUCAUGA
Penicillium griseofulvum is the source of this 1083-nucleotide messenger RNA. Its product is annotated as 3-methyl-2-oxobutanoate hydroxymethyltransferase ECM31. Bases 1 to 1083 code for a protein of 360 amino acids. Gene Ontology annotation, molecular function: 3-methyl-2-oxobutanoate hydroxymethyltransferase activity; magnesium ion binding. The record is from RefSeq and is a predicted model, not a curated record. The transcript has 2 exons. Gene Ontology annotation, cellular component: mitochondrion. NCBI's taxonomy places the organism in Eukaryota, Fungi, Ascomycota, Eurotiomycetes, Eurotiales, Aspergillaceae. Gene Ontology annotation, biological process: pantothenate biosynthetic process.